CACACCGAGCAGGUCUCAUCUUAGGAUUCUGAGGAUUACCAAACUUUGGUUGUCAAGCUUAUUCUUCUGAGAUCUCAUACAUCACCGUAUCUUUUAACGCUUCCAAUCUUAUUUCUGAAAGAAUGCUUUUUAGUUCGAUUCUUUUCCUGGUAGUCUGGACUAGUUCGUCAUUCGCAGAGGAAUCCUCCAAUGAUGCCGCGUCUGCCAAACGAGCGCCCAUGGGAUUUCAAGGUAUGCGCGGGAAAAAGGACCUCAUCCCUACGGUCGCAGAACACAAUGAGCUUUCUAAAAGAACGUUAGUGAAUUUUCAGGAUAAGGAUUCAAGCCCGUCCGAAAUUGAGGACAAUCUUCUGCACGAUGAGUUUGACAAAAGAGCACCGAAGGGAUUUCAGGGUAUGAGGGGGAAAAAGGAUUAUUUGAUACCUGAUUUUGAAGACUCCUACUUCCUUGAGGAUUACGACAAAAGAGCGCCAAUGGGUUUUCAGGGUAUGAGAGGCAAGAAGGCUAUAUUAGAAAACGAAUAUUAUAAACGUGCACUCAUGGGAUUUCAAGGAAUGAGAGGGAAGAAAUCUUUGGAGGAGGUGCUGAAUGAAAUUGAAAAGAGAGCUGCGAUGGGCUUUUAUGGUACUAGAGGCAAAAAAACAUAUGUUUUCGAGUUUCCACAAGAUUAUCAAAAGAGACUUUUAGCAAUGGAAUUUCAAGAUAUGCACAAUAAAAUAAAAGAAGAAUGGGAAAAAAGGGCUCCUAUGGGAUUUCAGGGGAUGAGAGGCAAAAAAGCAUUGUACGAUGAGAUAGAAGAACUUGAGAAAAGAGCCCUUAUGGGUUUUCAGGGCAUGAGAGGCAAGAAAGACGGCUUUGAAAAUUACAUAGAUUAUUACAUAGAUGAUCCCGACAUAGAUUUCGACAAGAGGGCACCAAUGGGUUUUCAAGGGAUGAGAGGCAAGAAAGACACCGAUAAGAGAGCACCGAUGGGUUUUCAAGGUAUGCGAGGCAAGAGGAGUGUAGGACAAAGAUUUGAGCCCAGCAUGAAUUUUGGAUCAUUAAACGAAUACCAAGGAAUGGGCAAUAGAAGACACAUUCUAGCCUCGUGCCAAGUCGAAAAACGAUCACCUUUCCGAUAUUUUGAGAUGCGCGGUAAGAAAAAUCCACGAUGGGAGUUACGGGGGAUGUUUGUGGGGGUGAGAGGCAAAAAAUGGGCGAAUGCCCCGUACGAGGACAACGGCCCAUUCAUAAGGGUGCUUGAUAACACCGAGAGGAUCGGCAUGGAUGGGGACUCGCCGACAACAUUAGGUAAUCGAUUGGCCGACAGCCAAUUGGUAUCAAACAUUUAGUCGCAGUUCUCUUUAUCGCUUCGUUUAUCUUUCAUGCGUAUUUAAUG
Trachymyrmex cornetzi is the source of this 1378-nucleotide messenger RNA. It is a transcript of the gene Tk, whose product is annotated as tachykinin. Lineage: Eukaryota; Metazoa; Arthropoda; Insecta; Hymenoptera; Formicidae. The record is from RefSeq and is a predicted model, not a curated record. The transcript is spliced from 6 exons. The coding region runs from base 123 to 1331 and encodes 402 amino acids.